Messenger RNA from Solanum tuberosum (potato), 1196 nucleotides. RefSeq names its product transcription factor bHLH47. The record is from RefSeq and is a predicted model, not a curated record. NCBI's taxonomy places the organism in Eukaryota, Viridiplantae, Streptophyta, Magnoliopsida, Solanales, Solanaceae. Gene Ontology annotation, molecular function: protein dimerization activity. The coding region runs from base 157 to 882 and encodes 241 amino acids. The transcript is spliced from 5 exons.
ACGCCCCUCCCCACCCACAACAUAUUAAAAAACAUCCAAUCCUAAUUCCUUCUUCCCCUAAUUUCAUUUUCCGACUCUCCCUCUCCUCUCACCAUUCCAUCCAGGAUAACCAAUAGAGUUUCUCACCAAAGCUUACACGGUGGACUCGAAUAAGAGAUGGAUACAGAAAAUCCUGCUCCAAUAGUUGAAAAGGAUGCCACAGAUGCCGAGACAUCAUUAGAUAGCUCUCAUCUCGGGAAGAAGAUUCAGAAGAAAGUUCCAAAAAGAAUUCACAAAGCUGAGAGAGAGAAAAUGAAGAGAGAGCAUCUGAAUGAGCUUUUUCUUGGUUUGGCUGAUGCUCUUGAACUAUCUGAGCAGAUGAAUGGAAAAGCCUCUGUAUUGAGUGAAGCUGCUCGAUUUGUAAAGGACAUGCUUUCUCAGAUCAAGCAUAUGAGGACAGAAAAUACAACUUUGCUGUCUGAAUCUCAAUAUCUUAGCGUGGAGAAAAAGGAGCUUGAGGAUGAAAAUACAGCUCUAGAGGCUGAAAUUAGCAAACUGCAGACUGAGGUCAAAGCAAGGGAAGCUGAGACUAGUCUUGACCUAAAUCUAGCUCCUCCUGAAAUUCAUCACACAGAGUUUGCCUCACAAACUAACUAUAUGAGAUUGCCUGCUUCGGAGCACGCAUUUCAGCAGUCACAGAUGAUGAACCCUGUGUACGUCUUUCCCUUGAGUUCUAAUCCCCAGGCUUAUCCAGCGCCUGAUGCUGCAGAUUCCAUGGCUAUGCCCACAUCUACUGUGAAGAAACCACAGCCCAGAUACCCCACUCCAAAUGAUGUAUGGCCAUCCCAAAUCCUUGAAAAGAGGCCUCAGUUGUUGCGACAGGAGGUUCAAGAUGGUGCAUAAUAAUAGUAGUCUAGUAGAAACGAGACAUUCGUUCAUAGGGAAUGGCAUGUAUAAUUAGUUAGGUAAUGUAGAUUUAGACGAUAAGCAGCAGCAGCAGAUUCAGCAAUACUUUGGACUUGCAGCUCUCCAUUGUAUAUAACCUUUUUGUUGUAUUUUGAUCAGCAAUAACCUAGUUUGUCUGUCGAGUAUCGAGGUAGUAUCAGUUGAGAUCAACCAUACCAUAACAGUGUUAGAUAUACAGAAAUAUGUUGGUAAACAAAACCUGUAAGUAGGCGCUUGACGUGACAUCUAUGGAUUUUGAUGUUGAACUCUAA